CUGAAUCUUAUACAUUAUGAGGAUGCAGCUUCCCUUUCGGUUACAAUCUUGAAGAAGAAAUGUCGCAGAAGGAUUUUCUUGGGUUGUGAUAACCACCCUUUAUCCAGGCAGGAAGUGAUGGAUCUAGUCAACCAAAGUGGGAAAUUUAGUAAAAGAUUUGAGAAAUUCACAGGAACCGAUGAUCCUCUAGGUAAGAGAUUAAACAACUCGAGAACGCGCGCCGAGCUAGGGUGGGAGCCCAAGUACACUAGCUUUGCGCAUUUUCUUGAGACCCUCUGAAUGAUUAUAACUGCUGAGUAUCUUAAUUUGUGUUGAAACCAACUUGUUCUAUUGUGGCUAAAGUGCUGAGGUUUAUAGUAUUUUUUUUUUAUCCCACAUUCUUGUACAGAAAGGAUCAUCAUCAUUCACCAGUUGUUAAAUGGCCUCAAUUUCAUUGUGGGCAAUAAUAUAUUUAUACAUUCAUACCCAUAAUAUACCGUUUUAAAAUACAA
Messenger RNA from Arachis ipaensis, 491 nucleotides. The record is from RefSeq and is a predicted model, not a curated record. Lineage: Eukaryota; Viridiplantae; Streptophyta; Magnoliopsida; Fabales; Fabaceae.